AUGCAAACGCUUAUUUUAGUGUUUUUAGCGCUCAUCACAGGAGCCCGAACAGCUCUUCCAUGGAACGGUCAAAGUCUUCCGACAUCAUUCACCUUCGAGACAUUAUCCAAUACACCAUCCGCAACUCAACUGAAGCUGCAUUCGUAUAGAUCUCCACCAGUAGCCUCCUCCUACCAUCAACCAUAUAAUUUUGACUUUUCACAUCUUUUUGCAAAUCCCUCCUCAGCCGCCACGGCCACAGCGUCUGCUUAUGCCACAAAUGCGGCACAGUUCGCUCAGCAAUUUGUUGCCACUGCACCACCUGUGAAUGCACAGGUCGAUCAGCAAAACCUCGUCAAAUACAGUCAAUAUCUGGAGCUUCUACGGAACGCCUACGGCAUUCAACUACCUGGUGAACUCGGACAACAGCCAUCAGCCCAAUCUCAGGCUGAGUAUCAGUUGUCAGCAUAUCCAUCAGCUACAGCGACCUCAUAUCAAACCGGUGCUGGACAGCAAGCCGUGCAGGCACAACCCACUUAUCAGCUAUCCAGUUACGCAUCUGCUGCUGCGCCAACCUAUCAGGCUAGCGCAGCACAACAGUCGAUUCCUUCACAGAUCGAGUACCAAUUGACUUCUUACCCAUUGGCUGGUGGUCAGUAUCAGGCGGGAGCUGGCGCUUACAGUUCUGCUGUACAACCAGUUGAUCAGACCAUUUCACAUCCUACGGUCACCUAUGCAACCUCAGCUGCUACGCCCCAGCCGCAAUAUCAGGUUUACCAACCGCAAACCUCUUCCUUCUACGGACAA
Molecule: messenger RNA, 786 nt
Organism: Haemonchus placei
Lineage: Eukaryota; Metazoa; Nematoda; Chromadorea; Rhabditida; Trichostrongylidae
Source: the annotation of a GenBank genome assembly